AUGACGAAUCCUGAUGGGCAUAUCUGGACGCGACUCCUUACUGCGAAAUCAAAGGUAGCUCCCCUCAAAUCUCAAACCAUUCCAAGAUUGGAACUGAGCGGAGCACUUCUUCUGGCGUCGCUGACCACCGCCGUCCUUCAAGCAUUGUCAAAACCCAUAACGCGCAUCGUUUAUUGGACGGACUCCACCAUCGUUCUUCAUUGGAUUAACACGUCGCCCCACACGCUGAAAACUUUUGUCGCUAAUCGAGUGGCAGAUAUUCAAAGGCAGACCCAGACCUCAGAGUGGCGUCAUCUUUCCACAACGGACAACCCCGCGGAUCUCAUCUCGCGAGGUCAAACACCAGAAGAUCUGCUACGAUCAACCAUGUGGCAACAAGGACCGAAAUGGCUCCAAAAAGCUGAAAAAUACUUGCCGAAAUGGAACCCUGUACCAUUGACCGAAAUACCAGAGCAGAAGAAGGCAACCUGUUUGUCUUUGAUUUCCGCUGACCACAGUCUACUAGAGAGAUUUUCCUCGUGGCCGAAAUUAAUCAUAAUCACAGCUCGCUGCCUACGAUGGCGGCAACCAAGGCAUCGAGGGAACCCCCUAACCGCGCAGGACUUAUCCAUUGCGCAUAACAAAAUAAUCAAAUUGCUCCAACGUUGCUACUUCGCUGAUGACAUUCGACAGCUCCAAAUCAAUCAAAAGUCCACAUUAAAAGGGAAGCUACAGCGACUCAAUCCCUUUUUGGACAAGGAUGGGAUGCUACGAGUUGGAGGCCGACUCAGUCACUCAACACUGCCUUUCAGCCAGAAACACCCCAUCAUCUUACCCAAGUCAACGGUUACGACGCUCAUAAUCGAGCACGAACAUCGCCUGAGUCUACAUGCCAGGACUCAAGCCACUUUAUACGCCCUCCGAAGAUCCUAUUGGCCAAUCGAUGGCCGCAGUCAAGUAUGGAGCACGUUGAAGAACUGCGUACGGUGCUGCCGAGCUAAUCCACCUCCAGUGGAUUAUGUAAUGGGCGAUCUCCCAGCAGCACGGAUAACAGAAUCACGGCCGUUCACCAACAUCGGAAUAGACUAUUGCGGGCCCUUUUUUGUCAAGGAACGAAAGGAUCACAACCGACGGAAGAUAAAGGUGUACGUGGCAAUCUUUAUAUGUCUCGCAGUAAAAGCAGUUCACAUUGAGCUGGUUAGUGACCUCACAAGCGAGGCUUUCAUUGCUGCACUACGAAGAUUCAUUGCUCGCCGAGGAUUCUGCUCAAGUAUCCACACGGACAACGGCACCAACUUCGUCGGCGCAAACAACGAGCUCCGAGAACUACGGAACCUCCUACGGUCCGACGAUCAUAAGGCAAAGGUUCAGUCCUUUUUAGCCGACAGACAGAUCGAGUGGCACUUCAUUCCUCCCAAUUCACCGCAUUUCGGCGGGUUGUGGGAAGCUGCAGUGAAGUCUUUCAAACGACACCUCAGACGUGUCCGCAG
Bombus pascuorum is the source of this 1469-nucleotide messenger RNA. RefSeq lists its product as uncharacterized. NCBI's taxonomy places the organism in Eukaryota, Metazoa, Arthropoda, Insecta, Hymenoptera, Apidae. Gene Ontology annotation, biological process: DNA integration. The annotation marks the transcript as partial. Gene Ontology annotation, molecular function: nucleic acid binding. The record is from RefSeq and is a predicted model, not a curated record. The transcript has 2 exons.